CCCCAUAAAAAAAAAACCAAGGUGCUUUUCCAACCACAUUUCUCACAAGCUCUUCCUUUUUUAUUUUUCGUCACAAAUGCUUUUCUUAGUGAGAUGAAUUUAUGAUGUCAGACAACCAGAAACUGUGAAAUUAAAACAGGCUUCAGAUAUAUCUUGAACUUCACACCAAAACUCCUUCCACGGCCACCGCGGGGGGCGGGGGGAUCAACUUUCCCACAGUAAAAUACUAGGCUAAAGGGCUGUGGUUAAAGCCAGAUGUUAAAAUAAGCCACUGGGCUUACCCUAGCUGGCUCCCGCCAGCCUUUGGGGCCAGGCAAAGAACUUGAAUAGAAGAGGGAGAAAGGACACUAAAAGACUACAAUUCCCAGCAGGCACAGCGGCCACGGAGGUCACGCAUGCGCAGCUCCCAUGAUUUCUAGGAGAAAGAAUGGCGGCUCCUGGUCUGCGGCGCGGAAUACAAAGGCUCUUAGGUGGGUCGCCGAGUAGGGCCCGUCUGAGCCGACCGUACAGCUCGGGUCCGACCUUGGCUGAGGUGCUACAGCUGCCGAAGAAGCAAAUGACGAAACUGCUGUACCCGCUGCAGGAACUCGAGCAACACCUGGUUCCGGACACGAGGCUCAACCUUCACCUCAAGCUCUUCGACCCCAGCCCGGAAAACAUUGAAAGGGCUGAGGGCAUCUUCGCCGCCACCGCCCGGAACCGCAUCGAGUACCUCAGCUCCGCGGUCCGUCUCGACCACGCCCCGACCCUCGCCCAGCCGGAGGUAUGUUUUAUAGGCAGAAGCAAUGUUGGAAAAUCCUCUCUAAUCAAGGCUUUAUUUUCACUGGCCCCUGAUGUUGAAGUCAGAGUCUCAAAAAAACCGGGGCACACAAAGAAAAUGAAUUUUUUCAAAGUUGGAAAACACUUUACUUUGGUGGACAUGCCAGGUUAUGGCUAUAGAGCACCUGAAGACUUUGUUGACAUGGUAGAAACCUAUCUAAAAGAACGAAGGAACUUAAAAAGAACAUUUUUACUAGUGGAUAGUGCUGUUGGAAUCACAAAAACAGAUCAUAUUGCCAUAGAAAUGUGUGAGGAAUUUGCACUACCUUAUGUGAUGGUGUUAACAAAAAUUGACAAAUCUUCCAAAGGACAUCUUUUAAAACAAGUACUUGAGAUCCAGAAAUUUGUUAACACACAAACACAAGGAUGUUUUCCUCAGUUGUUUCCUGUAAGUGUUGUGACUUAUUCCGGAAUUCAUCUGCUGAAGUGCUUUAUAGUAAAUAUAACAAAACCUGUAACUACUAUGUAGAGAAGUGCUGACCCUGUUAUUUAAGUGAGCUUUUAACUUUUCAAAGAAAAUGUCUUAUGUAUAUACUAUUCUGUUAACUCUAAACUGGACUAAGGGGGCUGGAAAUGUGGCAUAGUGGUAGAG
Messenger RNA from Perognathus longimembris pacificus (Pacific pocket mouse), 1411 nucleotides. RefSeq names its product GTP binding protein 8 (putative) (gene Gtpbp8). NCBI's taxonomy places the organism in Eukaryota, Metazoa, Chordata, Mammalia, Rodentia, Heteromyidae. The coding region runs from base 428 to 1288 and encodes 286 amino acids. The record is from RefSeq and is a predicted model, not a curated record. Gene Ontology annotation, cellular component: mitochondrion. Gene Ontology annotation, molecular function: GTP binding. The transcript is spliced from 6 exons.